CUUGUGGUCCAUUUAUUUGUGUUGCACAACUAGAACUGUGUGUAUCACACAUAACUGAUAUCAUGUGCCAGUCCAUGGCGGUGGUGUGAAGCAGAAAUCUGCUGGUCCCGGUGUCAGACACAAGUCUUCCCUUUUCUUCUGUCUGAGCCUAUAUUGGAGAAUAAUGCCUGUGAUCAAACUGAAGCACGUGGUUUCCUGUAGCAGUGCCGAUACAACACACACAGCGGAGAACUUGCUGAAAGCCGACACGUACCGCAAAUGGAAAGCUGCCCGACCCGGGGAGAAGCAGAUCUCCCUCAUUUUGCAGUUCGAAAAGGAGGAGCAGAUCCACAGCAUUGAUAUCGGCAAUGAAGGUUCUGCUUUUGUGGAAGUGCUGGUUGGACGCUCCACUUCAGUCAGCGAGCAGGAAUAUGAGGUCCUCCUGGGAAUGUCAUCGUUCAUGUCUCCUAGUGAGAGCAGGAAUGAAAGCAGCCUGAAUCGAACGCGAAUGUUCGGACCAGACAAGCUCGUGAAAGGAGCGGCCGAAAAGAAUUGGGAUCGGGUGAAGAUCGUGUGCACCCAGCCCUACACUAAGAACCUAGCCUAUGGGCUGUCAUUCAUACGCCUGAACUCACCGCCAGAAGAUGGCUCUCCCACCGAUCCCUCACCGAAAUUGACCAAACUUGGACAGUUUAUGGUAAAGGAAGAAGAGAACUCCUCUCCUUCCAUGCUUCCCGGGAGUCUGUUUUUCAACCGCACCAGCAAGCCACAGGUUACUCCUCCGAAAACUCCUCCAGCCACACAGAGCUAUGCAGCUGCGGCAUUACAGGGCACAGCAGAGAGCAGCUCAAGCACUGAGAAACAAACUGUUAAAACCCCACCGAGUAAUAACAUGACUAAGGAACCAUCAUCUGGUAAACGCAAGUUUGAGUUCAAUAAAGAACCCUCAAGCCAUUCAACAGUCAAGAAACCUGAGGUCAAGGAGUCCCCUUCUUCCACCAAAGAGAGUUUGUCACAGCCAGUCCCUAAAAAGCCAAAAGUUGAGACUCACACUGUCCCUCCCACAAAGAAGCCGUCUCCAUCUGAGAAGCCCGCCCAGAAGAAGUCCCCGUCGGCUCCUCAGUCUAUGGAACUGGGUCGCAUUCUGCAGGGCACUGUGUUUGUGCUGAGCGGCUUUCAGAAUCCAUUCCGAGCCGACCUCCGUGAUAAAGCAUUAGAGAUGGGAGCCAAGUACAGGCCAGACUGGACCCCAGACAGUACUCAUCUCAUAUGUGCCUUUGCAAAUACCCCUAAAUUCAGCCAGGUGAAAGCAGCGGGCGGCAUCAUCGUGCGAAAGGAGUGGGUCCUGGAUUGCUACAAGAAGAGACAGCGUUUGCCAUACAAGCAGUACCUGUUAGGUGCAGCUGAAUCCAGUAGUGAGGAAGAGGAUGAUAGUGAUGAAGAUGAACCCCCCAAAGCUCCACUACAUAAGCCGCAUCCUGAUCCAAGCCGAACAAACCACAAAAAGCCUUUGCCGAGCCCAGCCAAGGCCAAAGAGAAAAGAGCUCCAAUAAAAAGUGAAGAUGAAGAUACUGAGGAUGAAAAUCCCAGAUUAGUUCCCUCGAAAGCAAACCACGCAAUUAAACAAGAGGAUGAAUAUGACGCCAGCACUGAUGAGGAAACCACAGGUGAUCGGCAACGCCAUCAGGAUGAUUCUGGGGAAGAUACAGAAGAUGAGCUCAGAAGGUUCCAGGAGGAGAAACAAAGGAAGAAAGCAGCCGUUAAGGUUGAACCAGAGGAUCCUUAUGCCGGCUCUACUGAUGAGAACACGGAUGUGGAGGAGCAAAAAGAGCUGGACCUUCCUAUCCCUGAACUGCCUGAUCUGUUCCUGGGGAAGAAGUUCUUUCUAUACGGCGAGUUCCCUGCUGCUGAGCGACGGAUGCUGCUCAGAUACAUCAUUGCUUUCAAUGGAGAGCUGGAGGAGUACAUGAACGAAAAAGUCCAGUUUGUGAUCACAGCCCAGGAAUGGGAUGACAGUUUUGAAGAUGCUCUCAUCGAAAACGAGAACGUGUCUUUUGUCCGACCUCGUUGGAUCUACAACUGCAACGACCGACAGAAGUGCAUUCCCCACCAGCCUUACGUUGUGGUGCCCAAGGCGUAAGAGCUGAUGGCGAGAAUAAGAGACAACCAAUCAGGCGGCAGCACGGGGCAUUUUUAGGAUUUCCAAAUUGUCAUUGUCAUGAACUGGAUGUUGCCAGUGCAAAGUGCGGUGUGUGUUUUAUAUGAGACUAUACAGACUGUUGUAUAUUUUGUAAACAAGCAGUUUCUUAGAUAUUUGUGGAUUUACUUUGAUCAAACAAUUUUUACAAAAGUCAAUGUUACAUUUUUGUUUGUUCUGUACAGCCCUCGUUCCACAGAAAGUGGCUUCCCAGUGAGAUCCGUGUCAUUGUCUUAAUUUACUUUCUUUUUAUAUCUUGUGAACAAAUGUGGGACGGAAAAAUGCAUUAUUUCUAGGGAUGCACCAAAUCCAGGAUUCGGCCUUUUUCAGCAGGAUUUGGAUUUGCCCGAAUCCUUCUUCCGGGCCGAACUAAAUCCGAAUCCUAAUUUGCAUAUGCAAAUUAGGGGCGGGACAAACAUUGCAUGACUUUUUGUCACAAAACAAGGAAGUAAAAACAGUUUUCCCCUUCCCAAUAUGCAAAUUAGGAUUCAGUUCAGUAUUCGGCUGAAUCUUUCGCAAAGGAUCCGUGGGUUCGGCCGAAUCCAAAAUAGUCGAUUCGGUGCAUCCCUAAUUAUUUCCCAUGGGAAUAUCCCCCUGGGAAUACUAAGGGGUUAUUUAUUAAAGUCCAAAUGCCAAAAACUCGGGGGGGGGGGGACUCUAAUUUCUCGUGAUUUAUUAUACCCUGAGGAUGGAAAAGGUCUGAAUCCGAAAAUCCAUCUCAGACCUGCCGAGGUUGUGUAUAAAUCAGUGGGAAAAGUCCCUCAGAUAUCCUGAUCUGGGCUGGGUUUUGUGCAAAGAUCCCAAGAUUUUCUGGUUUUCAGGCAAAAAUCCGAAAAAAUAUCCUGAGUUUUUGGGUGGAAAUCCAAAAAAAUUUUACGAUUUGAAUUUUCAGAUGAUUUUCACAUUUUUUUUUUUUUAGUUUUUUUUCCUGAACUGGAAUUUUUCGGGAAAAUGUAUUGAUAAAUAAGGGGAAAUUACCCGAGAGGAUUUGGUCUGAGUAUAUUUCUGAAAAUAAUGGAAUAAAUUCGGAUUACGAUAAAUAACCCCCUACGCGUUACCCUAAAUGAUUACUCACAUUCGUUUGACUAGGAAACUAAAGAUAAAACUGGAGAUGUAGCAGCGAUGGGGCAGCCAUGUUGGUUUCCUCCGCUCUCACAAUCUUAUGUUUUGCCUCCAGAAAGCAGCGGCAGUUAUCUAUUAUCUAUUCUCGUUGUGGGCAGUGAGAAUUGGCAUUCAUUGAACAAACUUGUAUGAUUGCCCCCCAAAAACCACAGGUCACAUGACAGUCAGGGGUUCAGUUUCCAAAACAGGAAGCAGCCUGGGACAAAUGCUUAGUUUCUGCUUGGGGGACAAAGCAAUAACCAUUCUCAUUAACCAGCCCAUGUCAAGAGAUCAGGUGGGUACUUUAAAUUCUUAUGUUCAGGUUCUCGUUGCAAAUGAAUUUUUUGUAAGUAAAUAUAAAACCAACCUUUUUGUAGGAAACGGAAAUAAAUAUCUGUUCGGUCUUUAACAACAAA
This is a messenger RNA of Xenopus laevis (African clawed frog), 3693 nucleotides long. It is a transcript of the gene xrcc1.L, whose product is annotated as X-ray repair complementing defective repair in Chinese hamster cells 1 L homeolog. Gene Ontology annotation, biological process: single strand break repair; base-excision repair; double-strand break repair via nonhomologous end joining. The record is from RefSeq and is marked provisional. Gene Ontology annotation, molecular function: damaged DNA binding. Gene Ontology annotation, cellular component: chromosome; nucleus. Lineage: Eukaryota; Metazoa; Chordata; Amphibia; Anura; Pipidae.